Molecule: messenger RNA, 1075 nt
Organism: Hymenoscyphus albidus
Lineage: Eukaryota; Fungi; Ascomycota; Leotiomycetes; Helotiales; Helotiaceae
Source: the annotation of a GenBank genome assembly
AUGGAAAGCCCGCCACGCGAGCCAAUAAAUGUUAUUUCUGUUGAGGCGGCGAAGAAGAAACUCAAAAGAUCCUUCCAUCGAGCCGACUUCAGCGAUCAUGAGAUCACGACGGCAAUCGAGGCCAAGGGCGAAGGUUGGGAGGCUUACCUCCUUUCGCAACGUGAUGCAUUCCGUGGAGAUUUAAAGGAUGCUGGUGGAGAUUUACUUCCAAUCGCAAAGGCCAAUAAUGACCGCGCGUGUGUAUGUUAGCAUUGCCUUUUUGAACGCAGACUGGGAGCGUGGACAACAUGUCGGACUAAGAGGUGUGAGCAAGAAUUGAGAGUAUUGAUACAUGUGGAGGAGACAAAUAUUCUGUGAGAUCUAUGCCUCUAUGCCAUUGAUAUCAUCAGAAAGAGAAGCUAACGAAUAAAUUUAUAGGCUACGAUAUCAAGCUUGCGAGAUUGUAACCCUUAUUUUUGGCCCCGAAAAAACCGAAUUCGCCUGUCACCGAGCACUCUUAUGUUACCACUCGGAAUUCUUUGAUGCUGCUCUACACUGGGGAGACAAAUCCGAAGUCGUCAUGGAAGAAGAGAGCGCUCAGGAAAUUUCUGCAUUCGUGGCAUGGUGUUAUACUGGACAGGUAUACAUUGCUCCCCAGCGCCCCGAAAAACUUUGGGUGCUUGCAGACAGAAUUCAGAGUCAAAGAUUUGCCAAUGAAGUCAUGCAUCAUAUUCUAUACUUGUACUCCGUAAGAUCACUUUGGCCGGAUUUGGCAGCUGAAAUUUACUCGUUCGCACCACCUGGAUCCAAACUGAGACAGGUGGUAAGAGACGCAAUCGUUGCAGACUCACCGCUUACCAGAGAGGAGGAAGAUGAAUCCGAUGAGUUUCAGGGAGCAUGGAUGCAGACACUCAAGGAUAGAGGAGAAGAUCUUAAAGACUUACUGGCAGAUAUUUUGCUGGCAGGGGGCAAUCUUUACGGCGAGAAGCCCUUAAGGGAACAGCCAUCCUUUCACGAGAACCAUUGGACAUAUCUGGAAACUAUCCGAACGAGAUCUCUGGAGGAUAUCAGAAAGGGCCCCAAGAUUUUCGAUUGA